This is a messenger RNA of Spirometra erinaceieuropaei, 2460 nucleotides long. The record is from the annotation of a GenBank genome assembly. Lineage: Eukaryota; Metazoa; Platyhelminthes; Cestoda; Diphyllobothriidea; Diphyllobothriidae.
AUGGUAUCUUUUGAUGUUACAUCCCUUUUUGCUUCUAUUCCCCAGGACCUGGCGAUCGAGACAAUCGAGUUGCUACUACAAAGUGAAUACGAUGAAACGAAGAAUCGUCUUGGACACGCCGAAGUCCUUCUGUUCCUGAAGUUCUGUCUCAGGACGUACUUCAGGUUCGACGGGACAAUCAACGAACAGGUGAAGGGCACACCAAUGGGUUCGCCGAUUUCGGGAUGCAUCGCCGAGGCGGCCCUACAACGGUUAGAGUCGCUGGUCUUCAAACACCACAAACCGAAGUUCUGGGCCCGGCAUGUGGAUGAUACCUUCGUCGUCAUCGAACGGAAUCAGGCGCUGACAUUCAAAAAACAUCUCAACGCCGUCCUUCCGAACAUUCAGUUUACGAUGGCCAUCCUAGAUGUCCUCGUAAGUCGCAAGGAUUGUGGUGGACUAAAGCGCAAAGUGUUCAGGAAAGAGACAAACACGAUGCAAGUACUGACCUUCAGCAGCAACUACCCAAUCAGCCACAAAAGCAGUUGUGUAAGGACGCUCUAUCGGCGUGUCGAAACGCCCUACAGUGAGUCGGAAAACAAGACUGCCGAACUACAAUACCUCCAACUGGUCUGAAUAGCCACUGGCUACCUGCGCAACUUCGUCAACCGGUGGCUACGCAAAAGGGACGAAAGGCCUAACCGCAUGAACACCAAAGUUUGUUGAGCGCUCAUAUAUUUCAAAAACGUUUCGGAAGUUGUUGGCCGCCUUCUUGCACCACUUGGGGUUGGAGUUGAACACAGACCGGAGGCAACCAUCAGACGUAAGUCAAUGAAACCGAAAGACCCACUGCAACGGCUAGAAACGUCUGGAGUCGUUUAUCGGAUCUGCUGCAGUUGCGGACAAAGCAACUACGUCGUAGAAACAGGAAGACAGCUCCGAACGCGAAUGGCCGAACACGCUGCAGCCGUGCGGAUAAAUGAAGCUAGCUCUCAAGCUGCGGCUCAUUCGACGGGUUCUGGCCACACAUUCAGAUUGGACAAGGCCGAAAUUCUCGCAGGAGGUGACAAGCGCGUGAGACGGGAGCUAGUGGAAUCAUGGUUUACUGGCCCCCAGUCUAUUAACAAGCGCAAUGAUCUUCCGAUUCAAUAUUCGGUGCCGAGUCUUCGCCUAGGCGGAGUCAUUGGUCACGAGGGGAGCGCAGAGGUGAACACUCUUCCCAACACCCGGGUCAGCGCGUCAGAUGGUCGGGCAAUCAUCACGCCAACAUCCAACGCACAUGAUGAUAUUGCAACAACUAUCGGCGGGAAUGUCGGCCAUCACGCCACGUGCAAUGAUCCCUGAUGAAGGGGGAGUCGCGAAUAUUCAUAGGUAUGAGGUAGCACGGUUACUGCAUCUUAUAAAUGCUGCAGCCCCAUAUGCAUGAACCACAUAUAUCAGCUUUUUUCUCUGAUGAGGAAUUCGAGUAGGAAUGCGAAACGUCAGGCUAAUAAAGCUCUUGUCCCGGCAACCGUGUCUUUUUCUUCAAGUUGUUUCGUCGCUUGGUACAGCCCUUAACCUGCGUUAUUUGUACGCCCAAUUACCGCAUGCAGCCUUUUUCGGCUAGCUGCUAUAUCUCCGCAACCUGUGCUUCCGUUAUGCAGUUGGCAGCGGUUUAUUUAGUCGCCUGAAAUACCUCGACUACCUUUGUUCUUUAGCUUUUCGAAUUCAUGUGCAUUGGACGGCUUUUGAUGUUAUUUUGCACUUUUUCUCUUUACUGAUUGUUGGGAGUGCCUACACUCCCAAAAACAAGAGCAAACCAAUCACUGGAUAUCACGUGCGUUUGCUCUCUCUCUAAAGCGCUGUCAUCUUAAUCGGGCGCCUUCCCAUUGGCUACUCCCCCUCUUCCCGAAGGUCAUUGGCCGAAUGCCGGCGAACCACAAUAGCGUGUUAAAAAUAUGCGUCACCCUUAGGUAGACGUGACUUGCAGUGUUUUGCUAAUGCACGUUCCGUGGCCAGCCGUGUGUUCUUUGUCUGCUGCUUUGGUAUUCGGGUCCAGGGUCGAGUGCGUAUACGCUCCACGGGAUUUCACGUACCAGGCGGGUCAUAACAUAUUGGCGACGCAGUUUUUCAACUACGAUGGCUGAUGAGUACGCAGACUUGAAGCAGAUGUUGCAGCAGCAGCUGAAGCUAAUGGAGGCACUAUCCGUUAAGCUGUCCGACUCGUCCAUGGGUCAAUCAAGCACGGCAGGUGGUUCGCAAUCUGUUGAUCACAUUGCUGGCAGCAUCACUAAAUUCUUGUAUGACCCGCAGGCCCAUAUCACCUUUGAUUCCUGGUAAAAGCGAUACGAGGACUUGUUCUUUGUCGAUCUGGCUGCCCAGGACGAUGCAUGGAAGGUCCGACUUCUACUUCGCAAACUGGGUCCGGCUGAACACGAGCGUUAUGUCAACUUCAUCCUCCCCAAGAAUCCCCGAGAAGUCACUUUCAAGGACACGGUUUAG